CGACCGGUGUGCGAUUCCUAGCCUGCGUUAGCCGAGAAUUUCCGAUUGCUGUUCCUUGCCUUCGACAAGAGGGCAGCGCCCUGACCGGACGAAAGAUUGCUCCUGAAAGAUUGCCUCCUGUACAGCGGCGUUGCCUCCUCGUUCACUCUGGGCUGAAGGUAACCACUCGCUCAGGCAACGCUUACGGCCGGCCUUAACUGCGUACGGCAAGUCAGUGUAGGACUUCACGCACACGAGACAAGUUUCGGCCCCCCGUGUAACAACGAGCCUCCACAACGACUCCGCAGAAACGACCUCGCCCGCGCUUCUGGGAAAACCCUGCUGAACCCAAAGUUGUCAAGGAAAUUCAACCACUGCAGUUCCGUCAGUUCAAGUCGAGACCCGCUUUCAACCGAAUGCUCCAGGACUGACUGGUUGCCACGAUCGCACGCUGCCCCCGCAAGUAGCGCCACUUGUAUUGAAGAUCGGAGCCCGCGUCGUACGGGCACAGCCAGAGCAAGUGGUCCAAGGAUCAGCAUGCGUGACCGCAUUUGGAGCACGACUGCGGGAAGUUGGGGUCUAUCCAACUAUGCACUCAGGGGAUGAGGCAGGAUCUCGUCUGUAAGAGCCUGAAGACAACCCUAAAAAGCUCCAAGUUCUCAGCAACAUAUACUUUUGGAAAUCGGAUAUGGCCGUCAUCGACGUGCAUCUGCCCAAUGGCCCACUCUACCAGGACAUGGACGGGGUCCUGCGGCUCAGCCAAAACUUCACUGUCGAAGCACUGCGUUCCGCGCUCAAUUACAAGCCGCAGCCAGACGACAAGUUCGUCGUCACGUUUCCCAAGUGCGGUACCACGUGGACGCAGCACAUUGGCUUCUUGAUCUUCAACAAAGGCGUUCCACCGUCCAGCGGCCUGGAGUUCUUCAAUAGAAGCCCCUUUAUCGAAAUGCUCGGCGCGGACAGUGUGCGGGACAUGACACGUCCCGGAGUGAUCAAGACGCACCUUCCUUACCACUUCAUGCCCAUGCACCCACAGGCCAAGUACCUCUACGUAUGCCGCAAUCCUAAGGACACUUGCGUGUCCUUUUUCUACCACACACGGGGUUUCACCGGAUACGAGUUCGCCGAUGGCAAGUUCGACGACUUCUUAGAGUUCUUCAUGUCCGGUGAGACCGACUAUGGGGACUACUUUGACCACGUCCUGGGUUGGUACAAGCAUCGCAACGACCCGAACGUCCUCUUCCUGCACUACGAAGACAUGAAGGCCCAGCCACGAGAGAGCGUGCUCAAGAUUGCCGAGUUCCUCGACCAAAGCUAUCACAAGUUGCUCCUGGACAACGAGGACGUCCUCCAGAACGUGAUCAAAUACAGUGACAUCGAAUCCAUGAAGGACUACGCCUCGCGGAACUUCACCAACUUCUUCACAAAUCAAAUAGAGGGAGAAGCCCCCAAGGGUCUCAGGGUCUUCCACGAAGCUUCGCAGAAGAAUCCUUCCAUUGCUAACUUUAUUCGUAAGGGCAUCGUCGGAGACUGGAAGAAUCAUUUCUCGCCUGAACAGAACGCCAGGUUGGAGAACAAGAUUCUGGUGCUGCUACGCGAUACUGACUUGGUGGACACCUGGCGAAAGCACUGUGUAAUGUAGCACUUUAACGAAACCAAACACAGCUUCCAUGAAGGGUAGUUGCAUUCCAAACAGCUUGACGGCCAGCGGAGCCACCGGUCGGUUCUGCCCAGUCUCUGCGAAGUCUUACUGAACCAGACUCUUUUUUCAUCGAGGACGAGAUAUAUCCCGUUAUGUGGCAGAGGAGCAUAACACGACUAUUAUCACCCUAAUUCAAAGCAUAAUUCGGCUGUGUUAAAGAGUAUCUUUUCAAGUUAUCGUAAGGUAGCCGGCUGCACCGUUAAACGCCGUACCCUUCUCCUUGCAUUAGUGCUGGAUAUUCGGUGCCAAAAUUGUGUCAUCAUUUCGGCGAGAUUCACUAGGAACGCUACUGAUGGAAUUAACUGGCGUAACGAUUUGGUUGUUGCAGAAGUGUGUGCCAUUAACCAAUUCUUCACUGCUUCAUAUUCAGUUUUUUUUUAGUAUAACAGUAUUCCGUAAAGCAAAAACAAUUUCGUGCUAACUCUUCUCCUUACGUGUUCGAGAGGAAGCAUACCCAUCUGAGUAUCUAAUUCGUUCCCAUAUAUCCAAAUAGUUGCUUCUAUAACUAAAUAUCAUGUCAAUUAUAGCACAUUCCCGCGUGAUGCUAGUAAUAUGCGUUAGCAUACACCGAUGCACGGCCCUGCGAGGUCCGGUGUGGAUGCAUUUGUGCUGCUGUGAGCGAGGGUACGGAACCUUGUGCGAACGUACAACAUUAGUGUGUAUCACGCUAUGCUACGACGCACCUUUAUUUAAUGAUGUACAUCAGUGCAUUUAUUACUGCAAUAAACGUAUUUGCAUAUUAACA
This is a messenger RNA of Dermacentor albipictus, 2426 nucleotides long. Its product is annotated as sulfotransferase 1C4-like. Gene Ontology annotation, molecular function: sulfotransferase activity. Gene Ontology annotation, cellular component: cytoplasm. The record is from RefSeq and is a predicted model, not a curated record. Gene Ontology annotation, biological process: sulfation. Lineage: Eukaryota; Metazoa; Arthropoda; Arachnida; Ixodida; Ixodidae.